ACAGAGGCGACAGGGGUCCCUGCUGUCUGUCCGCCAUGGACGAGGCUGACCGGCAGCUCCUGCGGCGGUGCCGGGUACAGCUGGUCGGUGAGCUGCAGGUUGCCUCGCUUUGGGACGCUCUGCUGAACCGCGAACUCUUCACUCCCGACAUGAUCGAGGACAUUCAGAGGGCGGGCUCAGGAUCUCGGCGUGAUCAGGCCAGGCAGCUGAUCAUAGAUCUAGAGACUCGAGGGAGUCAGGCCCUUCCUUUGUUCAUCUCCUGCUUGGAGGACACAGGCCAGGACACUCUGGCUUCAUUAUUGAAGACCAAUAGACAAGCAGCAAAACAGGAUGUAGAGGCCAUCAGACCCCUGGAUCUCAAACCGGUGGUGCUUGGACCAGAGGGCCUCAAACCAGAGAAGCUGAGAGUGGUGAAACAGGACCCAUCAAAGCUGAGCCAAGGAAAACUCGCUCCAGUGGUGCUGGGACCAGAGGAGCUCUGGCCAGCCAAACUCAGGCCUGAGGUUCUCAGACCAGAGGUACCCAGGCCAGUGGACAUUGGUUCUGGAGGAUUCACUGAUGUCUGUACUCAGGACAGAGCCAAGGGAAAUGCCGAUCUGGCCUACGUCCUGAACGCAGACCCCUGUGGCUACUGCCUGAUCAUCAACAACGUGAACUUCUGCCACGAGUCGGGGCUCAGGACCCGCACAGGCUCCAGCAUAGACUGUGAGAGGAUGCAGCGACGCUUCCACCUGCUGCAGUUUGCAGUGGAGGUGAAAUGUGACCUGACUGCCAAGCAAAUGGUCCAGGCUUUGAUGGAGCUGGCACGGCGGGACCACGAUGCUCUGGACUGCUGCGUGGUGGUCAUCCUGUCUCACGGCUGUCAGGCCAGCCACCUCCAGUUCCCAGGGGCUGUUUAUGGCACAGAUGGAUGUCCUGUGUCCAUCGAGAGAAUUGUGAACACCUUCAAUGGAACUGGCUGCCCCAGCUUGGGAGGGAAGCCCAAGCUCUUCUUCAUCCAGGCCUGUGGUGGAGAGCAGAAGGACCACGGGUUUGAGGUGGCCUCCACUUCCCCUGAAGAUAAGACCCCCAGUAGCGACCCUGAGACGGAUGCUACCCCAUUCCAGGAAGGCCCACGUUCCAUCGACCAGCCGGAUGCCGUGUCUAGUUUGCCCACACCCAGCGAUAUCUUAGUGUCCUACUCCACCUUCCCAGGCUUUGUCUCCUGGAGGGAUCCCAAGAGCGGCUCCUGGUACAUCGAGACCCUGGACAGCGUUUUUGAGCAGUGGGCUCACUGUGAAGACCUUCAGACCCUCCUCCUCAGGGUCGCGAAUGCUGUUUCAGUGAAAGGAACUUACAAACAGAUCCCUGGCUGUUUUAAUUUUCUCCGGAAAAAACUUUUCUUUAAAACAUAAUGAGAUCAGGACCCCUCACCCUGCCUUACUGUUCACCCUGAAACUUUCCUGCUCCAGCUCUGGCUGUGGCUAAGGCCUGGACUUUUCUGCAACUGUGGCUGACAUCCAUCGGAGGAUUCUGUAGCCGGUAGAGGCUCUGCUGUUUCCCCACGGGCUGCAGACAGUCCUAGUAGCUUCCAAGUUGGAGCCAAAUGACCAGCCAUGGAGGAGGAGGAGCAGAACGCCGUGGACACUAUAGGGCUUUUUGCCCGUGACCCAUUCAUGGCUCGUGGCUGUGGCCUGUGACCCCUGUGUUUUCUCUACAUCAGGGCUUCUCAGCUUCAGCACAGCUGACAAUCGGGCCAGAGAAUCCUUUGUUGUAGGGCCAUCCUGUGCACUGUGGGAUGCUGAGCAGCCUGGCCUCCAUCCACCUCUCUUGAGUCUUGACAACCAAACAUGUCUUCAGACAUUGCCAAAUCUUCCUCAUAGACCCCUACUGGGGAACCACUGAUCUAUAGGAAAUUUUGGCUACAAACAAACUAGCAUCUCUCUUAGAUCAGUUUAGGGCUACCAGAGUCUGAAGAGCUAGAAUUUGUAAAUCCUAAAUGAAAUUUUAAAAAUUAUCAAGUUUUUCUAUAUUGCAGUGUUCUUAAAAAAAAAAAGGUGAAUAUGGACUCUCUUUCACCCAUUUCCCCCUUAUUUUGCUCUAACUUUUUAUUGUUUCUUUUAUAUAAAGGAGACUAUGGCUUUUUGGGAAAUAUUUCCCCAGCUCUUACCUUUUUUGAACCCCUUAUCCCAUCCCAAGAAGUGGCUGGGGUGGGAGCCGUGUGUUGGGGAAGGUUAAGUCACUUGUCUACGGAACGCAAUUAACCAGUGGAGAGACAUGGGCAGACUUGGGCCUUCUUCAGUCCAGCCUGUGUCUUCCUGGCUUCAGGACCCUUGUACCCCCCAUCCCCCACCCACCUGCUGAGCCUAUAAGCUCAGCUUAAAGACCCUGAGCCUGUUUCUUGCUUUCAGGGCCUUAAACACGAGUACAGUUUUCUAAUAAGACUCUCACCAAGAUGUGAUUCAAGUAGUUGUCACUUUAUUGUUAUUUUUCUCCUGUGACCUUUCCAAGUCUGAAACAGUCCCAGGGACUUCUGGUGGUUAGUUAUUUUCAAUCACCUGCAGGACACACAAGAAAAUAAUUAGAUUAACUCAGCAGAGCAAGCCUUGUGUGCAGAUUCCCAGCUUUCUCCCUCCCCACUCUGCACUGCCUGUGUGAAUCAGGCAGCUGGAGUUGAAGCAGUUCUCCCCAGGAGCUCUAAUGAUGCUUGGGAGAAAAGAUGUCAUCACAGCUUUAAAUGGAUUUCCUGUAAAAAAGGAGUCUUAGCCAGCAGUUCAGUUUGGGCUUCAGGGCGGAGGUGGAGUGGGGCUGGGAAUUCUUAAAAGUUACAUGCCAAAUGUAUGGAUGGGCAUGUUUGUAGAUGUGAUUUGUUUCUCAAAGAUUUGAGAGGCCCAAAAUUGAUAACAAUUGCUGCUGUUUGCCAGGCACUGUUGUGUGCUAUGGAAGGGGCUAUAACCUGUUUUUAGAAGCUGUUUGGCAUCUACUAAACAUUCUAACGUGCCAACUCCAUGAUCCUUUGAUGCUGCAGGAUCUGUGUAGCAUAGAGACUCUGGCCAGUGCAAGGAUGUAUGUCCAAGGAUGUUCAUUGCAGCCAUAUAAGAGAGGAAAAUAGGAAAAGAGAUGAAAGCUUCAUUCAUUAUAUUCAUACUAUGGAAUCUUAAUUAGAAUGAAUAGAUAUCUAUGGGCUCACAUGUAUAGUGCAAUACAGUGUUAAGUGAAAAAACCAAGUUGCAGAACAGUAUGAGAAGUAAAAUCCUAUUUUUGGUUAGAAGACAGCGUGUUUAUAUGUACGUAUAUAGAUAUUUUAUAGAGGCACCUAAAUAAAUCAAGAAGACAACACACCAAGUGUUAGUUAUGAUUAUCUCUGGAUGGUGGGAUUGCAGGUGUCAUACAAAUGAGGGGCGUCUACUUUUUGACUUGAUACACUCCUAUAUUCUUUUCAUAUUUUUUACCAAGAGUAUGUAUUACCUUCUAAAAUAAAAAUAAAGCUGGUGAA
Odocoileus virginianus texanus is the source of this 3475-nucleotide messenger RNA. It is a transcript of the gene CASP9, whose product is annotated as caspase 9. Lineage: Eukaryota; Metazoa; Chordata; Mammalia; Artiodactyla; Cervidae. The record is from RefSeq and is a predicted model, not a curated record. Gene Ontology annotation, cellular component: cytoplasm. Gene Ontology annotation, biological process: positive regulation of neuron apoptotic process; intrinsic apoptotic signaling pathway in response to DNA damage; proteolysis.